AUGGAUAAUGUUCAAUACUCCACGUGGGCGGAGUUAUUCAAGGUUCAUGGUCGUUCUCAUAAGGUCAAUCAUCACAUCAUUCCUCCAAAGGAGAAGGUUGUCACACCAUCUAUUGAUGAGGAGAAGGAGCUUUGGUCGACGUUAGAUGCGGCUGUCCUAGGGUGGAUUUAUUUCACCAUCUCUUACGAUCUUUUGAACACCAUUAUUGAACCUGACUCCACAACAAUGGAAGCUUGGAAUAGGCUACGUGACAUAUUCCAGAACAAUCAAAAUUCCAGAGUCGUCUCUCUUGAACAAGAGUUCUCAAACACCAAAAUGGAGGCCUUUCCCAAUGCCUUGGCUUAUUGUCAGCGGCACAAGGGCCUCUCCGAUAAGCUGAAUAAUGUGGGAGUGCCGGUGGAUAACAACCGUCUUGUCCUUCAAUUGGUUUAUGGUCUUACGGAAGCCUAUAAUGGUGUUGCAACUUUAAUCCGGCAAAGCACUCCUUUGCCUCAAUUUUACCAAGCCCGGUCUAAACCUACAUUGGAGGAGGCGAGUUUGGCAAAAAAGGCAGCCACGGAAUCAGCUAUGGUGGCCAGUUAA
Chenopodium quinoa (quinoa) is the source of this 582-nucleotide messenger RNA. RefSeq lists its product as uncharacterized. Lineage: Eukaryota; Viridiplantae; Streptophyta; Magnoliopsida; Caryophyllales; Amaranthaceae. The transcript has a single exon. The record is from RefSeq and is a predicted model, not a curated record. The coding region runs from base 1 to 582 and encodes 193 amino acids.